AUGAUCGACCUAAGUGAUCCAGAAGUAGUAAGUGCACAUGAGCCGAAGCGACCAUCCAACUUCGCAUACAGUGUUAAGGACAGUUAUUAUGGCACUGACUACUCUAGGCACGAGUCGAGCGAUGCUACGGGCACCAAGGGCCAGUACCAGGUGAGUCCAGCUAUGCCUCCGGGCACCAAGGGUCAGUACCAGGUUCAGCUCCCUGACGGGCGGCUGCAGACGGUAAUCUAUCGCGCGGAUAAAGAUGGGUUCCAUGCUCAGGUUCUGUACGAAGGUGAACCUCAUCACCCCGCGCCCCAGCACCAUCCCGCGCCCCAGCACCAUCCCGCGCCCCAGCACCGCCCUGAGUCCCAGCACCGUCCUGAGUCUCAGCGCCAGCCUGAGUCUCAGCGCCAGCCUGAGUCCCAUUACCACCUUGAGUCCCAGCGCCAGCCUGAGUCCCAGCGCCAGCCUGAGUCCCAGCGCCAGCCUGAGUCCCAGCGCCAGCCUGAGUCCCAGCGCCAGCCUGAGUCCCAGCGCCACCCUGCCUCAUCCAUCCCCUCACAAGUCUAUUACUCAACUCCCAAACGAGUCUACCACUCCACACCCAAGCCAAUCUACCACUCCUCACUCAAGCCAGUCUACCACUCCACAUCCAAGCCAAUUUACCACUCCACACUCAAGCCAGUCUACCACUCCACAUCCAAGCCAGUCUACCACUCCACACUCAAGCCAGUCUACCACUCCACAUCCAAGCCAGUCUACCACUCCACACCCAAGCCAGUCUACCACCCCACUUCCAAGCCUGAAUCAGUUUAUAACACUCACCCUAAAGCCAUGCACAAUGUCCCAACGACAGGUUAUCGAAUAACACCUAAGCCUCAACACCUAUUUACACCUGAACUAGCCUAUCAUUCUACACGUAAGCCAGCCUAUUACUCGACACGUAAGCCAGCCUAUCAUUCUACACGUAAGCCAGCCUAUCACUCAACUCCAAAGACUGUACUCCAGUCACCUCUCAAGUCAAUUUACCAGUCAAAACAGGAAACAUUUUACCUAACAACACCCAAUUCGAUUUUUUAUUCAACCCGGGGUCCUGAGAACAGGUUCCCGGCCGAGCCAGCAUACCUGGACUCUGAACCCGAGUACAAGCCGCAGGAGAGCGGGUACAAGCCGCAGGAGAGCGG
Procambarus clarkii (red swamp crayfish) is the source of this 1166-nucleotide messenger RNA. Lineage: Eukaryota; Metazoa; Arthropoda; Malacostraca; Decapoda; Cambaridae. The record is from RefSeq and is a predicted model, not a curated record.